AUGGCGGCGCUGGUGGCACCGGACGCCCCGGCGCCCCCGGGCCCAGCCGAGACGGCGGAGGCGGCGGAACUGAGCCGCGCCCUGAGCCGCCUGCUGCCGGGGCUGGAGCUGCGCUUGGCGCUCGUGCAGCUGCUCGGCCUGGCUGUGAGACUGGGCGGCGCUGCGCUCGCUCCUUACCUCGACGACGCGCUGCGCGUGCUACGCUGUACGCUGCUCGACCCCUUCGCCGCUGUGCGCCGCGAGAGCUGCGCGUGCGCCGCCGCCCUGGCGCGCGCGACGCCAGAGCACUUCCACAUGCAGUCUGAGUCCCUGGUGGGCCCACUGAUGCAGACCAUCGCCCACCAGCACUGGAAGGUCCGUGUGGCUGUCAUUGAGGCCACGGGCACAGUGAUCCAGUUUGGGAACGGGAAGUCUGUAGACGACGUGCUCUCUCACCUGGCUCAGCGGCUGUUUGACGACGUCCCACAGGUGCGGCAGGCGGUGACCUCCGUGGUAGGAGCCUGGCUGCUGGAGCUGCGGGACCGGUACUCCUUCUUCCACAAGCUCAUCCCACUGCUGCUGAGUAGCCUGGAUGACGAGCUCCCGGAGAUCAGACAGUUGGCCGCCAGCCUCUGGGAGAAGGUUGGCCUCCAGUGGCAGAAGGAGAACGAAGAGGACCUGAAGGACAAGCUGGACUUUGCUGCCCCGCCACCCCCGCACUACCCGCUGCAAGAGAGCCGCCCAGGUCUGGGCUGCCGGGAGCUCGUCUUCAGGAACCUCUCCAAGAUCCUGCCAGGCCUCUGCCGGGACCUGGCAGACUGGGUGGUGGGCACCAGGGUCAAGGCCGCACAGCUGCUGGCCGUGCUGCUGCUGCAUGCAGAGGACCACGCCACGCAGCACCUGGAGCCCGUCCUCCGGGCCCUGCAGCACGCCUGUGCCGACGAGGAGGCCGCCGUGGUCAGCAGCUGCACAAAGUCGGCAGAGUUCAUUGGAACCUUUGUCAAUCCAGAAGUGUUUCUGAAGUUAAUCCUGUCGCCGUUGAAGAAGUCACCCUCGGCCUCCAGCCUCCUGGUCCUGGCCUCAGUCCUCCGGGGCUGUCCUCGAGAAGCCCUGCAGCCCCACCUGAAGGCCGUUGCCACAGAGCUGGCCCAGGCCCACGUCUGCCAGGCGUCUGAGAACAAGCGCUAUCUGGAGCACCUGCUGCUCUGUGUGCAAGCCCUGAUUGCUGUGUGUGGGGAGGACUGCUCUGCGUGCAGCCUGCAGCUCACGCAAGUGCUGGUGGCGAUCCUGGCUGCCUCUGGUGCCACAGACCUGGACGAGAAGGUGCAGGAGACGGUGGGCUUGCUGGCUGUGGCAGAGGGCUCUGAUGGGCCCCAGGAUGUCUACCAGAAGCACGUGGGCGCACUGAUGGAGUGGGUGACAGCCUCGCAUGGUGACUGGACCGUGUACUCCGCGGAGCUCGCGCAGUUCGGCGUGCUCAUCACUCAGGCAGGCCCCGCUGUGGGAGAGGUCCUUCGGUACCUGAUCCCCACCCUCAGGAGCUGCCUGCAGCCCAGCAGGGACCCCCAGAUGCGCCUGAAGCUUUUCUCCAUCCUGUCAAAAGUACUACUGAGAGCCAGGGAGACAGUGGACUCCCAAGGGCAGUUCCAUGGCCAUCUCAAGAUGCUGGUGACAGACAUCUUGGUCCCCAACCUGCAGUGGCACGCUGGGAGGACCGCUGCAGCCAUCCGCACAGCCGCCGUGUCCUGCCUCUGGGCGCUUGUCAGCUCUGGGACCCUGUCAGCCGAGCAGAUCCUGGAGGUGCAGGGGGCGUUGAUGCCACAGAUGGUGACCACCCUGGAGGAGGACUCCCAGAUGACCCGGCUGAUCUCGUGCCGCAUCAUCAACCUGUUUUUACAGACCUCUGGUGACACAAAUGAGCCAGAGAAGCUCCUCAAGAUCUACCCCGAACUCUUAAAACGCGUCGAUGACGUUUCCAACGAAGUGAGGAUAGCAGCUGCCACCACCUUAAUCACCUGGCUGAAGUGUAUCCGAAAUGAUGACAGCAAGUCCUACUAUCAGAGUAAUAUCCAGUACCUGUACAAGGAGCUGCUCGUAUACCUCGACGACUCGGAGCCAGCCGUCCAGGACUCAGUCUUAGAGGUGCUCAAAGAGGGCAGUGUCCUAUUCCCCGAGAUCCUGGUGCAGGAAACUGAGGCCGUCCUUCACAAGCACCGCUCCCCCGCCCUCUGCGAGCAGCUCCUGCAGCACGUGCAGGCCCUGGCAGCUGCGCACUGACGGGUUGUCAGAGCACCUCAGUCCAGUGUCGGGAGGUGGGAGCCGGUGCCAGCCUUUGUCCUUAUCUGGACUGGAAUUUGUGCCUUCAAACAUCUUAAACAGGGCACCUCUUCAUCAACAGCAAGCACAUUCACAAUUGAGACAAUGACAGCAAAAAGAAUGUAGUCCCCAUACAGUGUGUCUCCUGGGACAAGUGUUCUAGCCCAGCCCUUCCUGAAACAGCAUUUACCAGUGGGAUCUGUAUUUUUAUGUCUGUUCAUACAGUUCAUUGAGAGGUCUGCCAAUGAUCUACAGGUAAUUUGAAGUUAAAACAAAAUGGCAACUAGCCAGCCUGGCAGCUAGAUCAGCUCUACUGUUAUUUCCUUUUUUAGGCACAAGUGCGGUACUAGAGUCCCUAGGUGACUGGUUCUGCCUGCUGAAAUGCCAACCAAGAAUGUUCUUGACUAUUUUUAAAAAGCCAAAGUAAAUACAAAGAUUUUUCAUCUUUCUUUGGGUUCUAGCUCCUGAAACUUAUUAUCUCGGUGAGCAGACCAAAAGGAAUUUGAAAUCUUAAGAGCUGUCAUCCAUGAAAUUUCCCAUUUUAAAUAUACUGGAAUUUAAAGUGUUAUGUGGAUGCAGUAUUUUUUCUGUAGCCAGUAAUGCUUAUAGUCUUGAAAAUAAAAUCAGAUAUAAUUUUGGUUUCCCUCUUAUAACUAGCAGUAAAUUAUAUUUUAUUCUCUAGCACUUUCUACACCCAAGUGCCUAAAAGAUUUAGUUUCAAAUGGGUAUUGUUUCCAUAAGCCAAUAUUUAUGUUAACCUAAGAGGGAAAAUGCUGUGUAUUUUCCAACAGUCAGAU
Molecule: messenger RNA, 3092 nt
Organism: Trichechus manatus latirostris (Florida manatee)
Lineage: Eukaryota; Metazoa; Chordata; Mammalia; Sirenia; Trichechidae
Gene: DNAAF5
Product: dynein axonemal assembly factor 5
Exons: 14
Coding region: 1-2256 (751 amino acids)
Biological process (GO): cilium movement; outer dynein arm assembly; inner dynein arm assembly
Cellular component (GO): cytoplasm
Molecular function (GO): dynein intermediate chain binding
Source: RefSeq, a predicted model, not a curated record